UCAUACUGGAAGUAAUAAUUAAAAAUUGAAAAGUUUUAAAUUAUGUGUAAAGUUUACACUGAUUUAAGUUAACUGUAAAAGUGUAAACAUUUAAAUAAUAAACAAUUAAACAUUCAACAUCUUAAACACUAAAAACACAUUUAACGAUAUUUUUUUGAACAGACAAUAAUUACAAGAAACAAAACAGGUCAUCAUGGGUGACCGAUACAACAUUCACAGUCAAUUAGAGCAUCUUCAAUCAAAAUACAUUGGUACAGGUCAUGCAGAUACGACCAAGUUUGAAUGGCAAGUAAAUCAACACCGUGACUCGUGUGCAUCAUACCUCGGUCACUAUGAUUUAUUGAAUUGGUUUGGAAUUGCUGAGAACGAAGCUAAAGCAAGGGUUCGAUUCAAUUUAAUGGAAAAAAUGUUGCAGCCUUGUGGCCCUCCACCAGAGAAACCUGAUGAAUAAUCUUAUGUUCUAACAACUAUUAUUUUUCUCAUAAUGUCUUAAUUUAGUUAAAAAUCUAAAAUAAUGUGAAUUUAUUAAGAAUCACUUUUUCCAGUUUAUUUGCAAUGUUUAUAAUAUUAUACAAUUUAAGAAAUAUAUUUUAAAUUUUUGAACAUGUAA
This is a messenger RNA of Rhopalosiphum maidis (corn leaf aphid), 610 nucleotides long. RefSeq names its product splicing factor 3B subunit 5 (gene Sf3b5). Gene Ontology annotation, cellular component: precatalytic spliceosome; U2 snRNP. The transcript has 2 exons. The record is from RefSeq and is a predicted model, not a curated record. Bases 194 to 451 code for a protein of 85 amino acids. NCBI's taxonomy places the organism in Eukaryota, Metazoa, Arthropoda, Insecta, Hemiptera, Aphididae. Gene Ontology annotation, biological process: mRNA splicing, via spliceosome.